AUGAAAAAAAAUAAAUUAGAUACUCUCAAGACUAUCAAAGACUUCAUUACUCAAUUAUAAUAAUUGGCAACAACACUAUCUGAUAUGAUAAAUGAAUUAUCGAUAAGCGAUGAAUUAAUCUAAAACCAGAGCUACUAGGAUCUAACAAGGGACAUAAAAAAUAUAAUUAAAAUAGAAAAAUCAGAUAAAUUAAUAUUAGACAAAAUACCUAAUAUUGUCACUUUAGUUUCUGCACUUAAACAAGAUAUAAAAUCGAUAUAAAGUUCAUAAGGCCCAUCUUAGGUAAUUGAAGAACCUCUAUCAGGAUAUAUUAUUAAUUCUACUUAAGAAUAAACGAGUUAGAGCAAUAACAACAAUUCUCAAGUGAUUAUUACUUAAGUGUAAUCGAACUUUAUAUUCUCAAAGAAAAAUAAACAUGAAGAUAUUUAGCUUAGCUUUCAAAACAAAGAGGCAAGAAGUUCAUCCAUUUUAUUAUAAACAAGGUAUAUUUUAAGUGAGGAGGUGAUAACUGAAAAUUCUAUUGCUAGAAUUAAAGUUUAGUGUGGCGAAGCUGUGUCGAUUGGUAUUUGUCAUUAGAAUAUUGUAUUUUAAAAUGAUAAAGCCUUUGAAGGUACAUUUAUUGGGUAUAUAUAUUUUUCCUCAUAUCAAGUGCUUACAUCUUAAAUAAUGAAGGGAUUGUAACAACGUGUUUAAAAGACACAAAAAAUUCAUAGUCCAAGUUUAUUGAAAUAAGUUUUGGCGAUAUCAUGGUAGUAGAGGUUAAUCUUAGAGCAAGGAAAAUAACCUGGAACAAUCAAACAGCAAAAAGAACUUUUGUAUUCAUUAAAUUUACUCUUAGAGUUUAGAAUUACUUGA
Molecule: messenger RNA, 855 nt
Organism: Paramecium tetraurelia
Lineage: Eukaryota; Ciliophora; Oligohymenophorea; Peniculida; Parameciidae
Exons: 2
Source: RefSeq, a predicted model, not a curated record